Panonychus citri (citrus red mite) is the source of this 2052-nucleotide messenger RNA. RefSeq names its product myb-like protein A. The record is from RefSeq and is a predicted model, not a curated record. The transcript is spliced from 2 exons. Bases 695 to 1915 code for a protein of 406 amino acids. NCBI's taxonomy places the organism in Eukaryota, Metazoa, Arthropoda, Arachnida, Trombidiformes, Tetranychidae.
UUCGAUCAUCGAACAUGAAAAUUAGAAUUUUUGAAAAAUUAUUUUUCUCUCAAAAACAAUUCAAACUUCUUUCAUUUUAUUGACUGUUAUUUGGGUGUACUAAUUGUCAACUAGUAAUUGAUUAAUUAAAUUGUGUUUCAUCUCUUAGAUUAUAUGAGAAUUCAAUUCAUAGUUUUAACCUAAAAUGAUGGACGGAACCAGGAAUCUGAAACAUUUUGGCCCUUGGACUGGGAAAAAGCAGAGGCAAAUUUUCCGAUUGAUUUUCAAACAAUCUAUUGAUGAAGAAGACAUGGCCCGUAAGCCCCGUUUAGCUGACUACCAAGUCGCUUUUAAUAGAGCUUGUGAACCUGGUCAACAAGAUUUUACCUUGUUGGAUAUGUUGAAGUCUUAUCGCGCAUUUGUUUACGUUUUAGCGUAUGAUCGGAGGGGUGAUAAUCCCACCCAUCAAGAACUCGAGGAAGAAAUAGACAGGAUAGAUAAAGAAAUUGAUGAAUUGAGGAAAAUAUCAACAGAUUUAAAAUCUCAUGAAUGAUGUGAACUGUCAAUUAAAAAAGGAAUAGAAUGAUCAAAAUUACCACAUUAUAAUUAUCUCACAAUCUUUAUUUAUUUAUAUGACAAUCCUUGUAACAAUACGAACACCAACUCAACUAAUAACUUUGUCACAAAUCUCUCGUCAUAUCCUCUAGUAAAUCCUAUGAAAACUUGUGCAUCUCCAUCGCAAGUUACACUCGAGGUCAUAACAAACAUCGCUAGUCCAAUGAGUAAUUCAUCGUCCAAUCUCAAUCAAUCAACUUUGCCUUCACCAACACCGAUAACAAUUAACAAUAUUCCUUGUGCAACAAUAACAGUUUCACCAAGAAAUAGUUCACCAAUAGUUCAAUCAACUUUAUCAUCAUCGAUACCUCAUCAUACUCAACCCAUUUUAGGAAGAUCAGAUCAAGACAAACCCGUGGAAUCAUCAAUUCUAGAUCAAGGAUUAGUAGUUAAAACCUAUUCCAAUCGAUCAGCACGUAAAAGGCCAUAUACAGUUAGUAAUGGAUCAACUAAUCAAUCUGAACAUGGACUCAACACUUCCCAUAUCAUACAAACUGAUCCUCUGAAAGUAAAUUCUGAGUCUCGUUUACAACCUCCCGAUGAUCCAGAAGAAACGGAAAACAAUUAUCAAAAUUAUCUCAAUGAAUCUCAUGGUGUCACCUCAUACAAUAGUGAGGAAGAUACAAUUCCUUGGGUUAAUUCAGUUAUAAGACAAAAUUACCAAAGUUUUGGGUACGAAUCAAAUUUUAUCCGAAAUGAUUUAAUUCCAAUGGAAACCACCGACUAUCAUAAUAGUAACUUUGACCAAGAAGAAGACGAUGAAGAUGAUGAAGACGAAGAUCAUUCAGAAAAUAAAUACAUUUAUAAAAUGAACACUUCAAAUACCAACAAUCCAAUUGCUACUCAUUUUCAUGAUCAACAACCUGCUCAUCAUCAUAAUCACAACAACAACAACAACAACAAUCACAAUCAUCACCAAAAUAACCACCACCCGAAUCAUCAUCAACAUCAUCAGCACCACAAUCAACUCAAUCAAUUGACAAAUGUCUCUCCUUUAGGUCAAACCUCAUCCUCAUCCUCAGUACAAUCAACACCAUUAACUGAAUCAAAUCCAACAACUACCACUAGUCCUGGUCUAUUCUGUCCCAUUGAACAUAAUUAUAUUCCAACAUCAACAAUCAAUUCAUUCAGUCAUGAGACUAAUCAACUUUACCCAAUUUCAUCAAAGAAAAAGGUAAAUUUCGAGUCGCCAAUAACAAAUGAACAAUUAACUAAUGAUCAAUAUUCAUUGACGAUACCAACAAAUACAUUUGAAAAUUUGGUUCAUAAUCACCAUUCAGUUCAACUUCAUCAUCAUGGACAAAUUCAUCACCAAUGGUAGCAAUUUAUUCAAUCACUUAUUAACUUUAAUUUUUUAAUUUCUCUCUUGAUCCUCCACUUGAUUAUGCACACAAAUUAACCUCUUUAAUUACAAUUAAAAACAAAUGCAACAAUAAACUUAUUUCCCUUUUCAAUGAU